Molecule: messenger RNA, 1146 nt
Organism: Tetrahymena thermophila SB210
Lineage: Eukaryota; Ciliophora; Oligohymenophorea; Hymenostomatida; Tetrahymenidae
Product: CAMP-dependent kinase, regulatory protein
Exons: 10
Biological process (GO): regulation of protein phosphorylation
Cellular component (GO): cAMP-dependent protein kinase complex
Molecular function (GO): cAMP-dependent protein kinase regulator activity
Source: RefSeq, a predicted model, not a curated record
AUGUCAGUACAAAGCGAGUAGGGUAAGAAAUAUUUAUCAACAAAGGUCACUCCCAUCUUUGAAAAGUUGGUUGUUGAGUUAGUCAAGAAGUAGCCUGAAUAAGUCGUUCCCUUUAUGAUUUAAUGGCUCACUCAAAAUUAGUCCCAUUUAGAAGGAGGUCAUCACCACCACCAUCACGAACAUAGCCAAAACGAAAGUGCUAGUGAUAGCGACGACGAGUCUGUAGAAGAUUUAGUUGAUCCUUAAAUUUUAAUUAAGCAAAAGUAAGGAAAAACUAUGCGUACUUCAGUCUCUGCUGAAGCUUAUGGUCAAUACAAUCAAAAAUCAGCAUUUGUAGCUAAAAACAUUCCCAAAAAUGCCAAUCAAGUUCUAAGAAUAAAGCAACGUUUAUCCUAAGCCUUCAUGUUCCAAAGCUUGGACGAAAAUGAACAAAGAGUAGUCAUCGGUGCCAUGGAAGAAAAGAAAUUCAAGGCUGGAGAAACCAUCAUCAAAUAAGGAGACGAUGGUGAUGAGCUUUACGUUGUCGAUAGCGGAUUAUUAGAUUGCUACAAGGAAAAAGCCAACCAAGAAAAAAUUCUUUUAAAAACCUAUAAGGAGGGUGAAGCUUUCGGUGAACUUGCUCUAUUAUACAACGCUCCUAGAGCAGCUACUAUUAUUGCAAAGACUGAUUGUAUUCUUUUCUCAUUAGACAGACCUACUUUCAAUCAUAUUGUUAAGGAUGCUGCCGCUAAGAAGAGAGAAAAAUAUGAAGCUUUCCUUUCUAAAGUUGAAAUUCUCCACGAUAUGAUUCCCUACGAAAGAUUACAAAUUGCUGAUGCACUUCACUCCCACAAGUUCUCUAAAGGUGAUUACAUCGUUAAAGAAGGAGAAAACGGUAACUCUUUCUUUAUAUUAGAAGAAGGUAUCGCAGUAGCUACUAAGGUCAUGCAAGCCGGAUAAGCUCCCGUCAAAGUUUAUGAAUACAAGAGUGGAGAUUACUUUGGUGAAAUUGCCUUGCUUAAAAAUCAGACCAGAGCUGCUAAUGUGAUCGCUGAAAGCGACUGCACAGUAGUUUCAAUGGACAGAGAAUCUUUCAAGAGAUUACUUGGUCCUCUUGAAGAUAUUUUAAGAAGAAAUUUCCAUAAGUACGAAAAAUAUAUCAACUGA